AUGGAGAGGCUGGGAUUGGGUACAAUGAUAGGCAAAGCGACGGUAGCAGGGACAUUGAUGUGCACGGGUGGGGCCAUGCUGCUCAUGUUCUACAAAGGGGCAGAGGUCAACAUCUGGUCAACCAAUGUUCACCUUUUUCACAAGGGUGGACACGUGGCGUCACCACACCCACAUGAUCGUAAUGACAUGGUGGGAAUUUUAUUGAUUUUGUCCUGUUGCAUCUCUACUGCAACAGGAUUGAUUGUUCAGGCUAAGAUGAUACAGGACUAUCCUUGUGUGUACUCCAGCACUGGGCUAACGACGACGAUGGCAACAAUCCAAGCCAUUGGAUAUGCACUUUGCAUAGAUAGAGAUUGGAGUAAGUGGAAACUUGGAUGGAAUCUAAGACUACUUACGGUCUCUUACGCGGGGGCUCUGGCUUGUGGAGUAACGUUUACCCUCAUUGCUUGGUGUGUACAAAUAAAGGGUCCACUAUUUGUAUCAGUUUUUAGCCCCGUGCUGCUUGUUUUUGUGGCAAUAGCUGGCUCAUUGCUAUUGGACGAGAAGCUACACUUGGGAAGCGUGCUAGGAGCUGUGGUGAUAGUGUGUGGAUUAUAUAUGGUUUUGUGGGGGAAAAGUAGAGAGUUGAAGAGAAUCCCACAACUGAUGCCAUCAAAGAGCUCCGAAGAAUCGGAACAUGUCGAUGUCAUAGUCACUUCUUCGACAGAAAACAACAAUGGAAGAAGUGACAACAUCGUAGCGGUGGACGAAGAAGAAGAAGAGAUAAGUUCGGAGGUUAGUUCACACGAGAUAGUAGAAAUUUGA
Camellia sinensis is the source of this 804-nucleotide messenger RNA. Lineage: Eukaryota; Viridiplantae; Streptophyta; Magnoliopsida; Ericales; Theaceae. The record is from RefSeq and is a predicted model, not a curated record.